This is a messenger RNA of Ananas comosus (pineapple), 1485 nucleotides long. Its product is annotated as cupincin-like. NCBI's taxonomy places the organism in Eukaryota, Viridiplantae, Streptophyta, Magnoliopsida, Poales, Bromeliaceae. The transcript has 6 exons. The record is from RefSeq and is a predicted model, not a curated record. The coding region runs from base 1 to 1485 and encodes 494 amino acids.
AUGAAUCCAAAAUCACUAGCAAUUAGAGUCCUCUUCCUCCUCCUCUCCUCGAUCUCCUUAGCUAAUUCUGAUGCUUCACGGAUAUGCCAAUGCCACAAAAUAUGCCGUAGUUUAGAGGGCGACGCACAAAACAGGGAGCUUUGCGAGCGCAGGUGCUUUAGUUUGUGUAGGGGGAGUGGAGGGGAGAGGGAGAGAUCACCAAACGCAAGGGACGAAGAUCACCAUGCAUAUAACCCUUACUAUUUCGACGAGCGGAGCUACGAGCGCUGGGCGGAGACGCAGCACGGCCGCUUCAGGGUGCUGCAGCGGUUCGCGGAGAGGUCGGAGCUGCUGCGGGGGAUCGCGGAGUAUCGCGUCGCCGUGCUCGAGGCGGCGCCGCGGGCGUUCCUCGUGCCGAGCCACUGGGACGCAGACGAAGUGUUCUACGUGAUGGGAGGGGAGGGAACUAUAACACUAUUAUCGGAGAAGAACAAAGAGUCGUAUGAUAUCAAGGAAGGAGAUACAAUGGUGGUUCCUUCUGGUAUGAUAGUGUAUUUGAUCAAUAAACAUCGUAACGAGAAGCUCCGGAUCGCGAUGCUCCUUCGUCCGAUCUCCAUUCCGGGGCGCUUCGAGGAGUUCUUUGGAGCAGGCGGAAGGAAACCGGAGACAUUCUACACAAGCUUUAGUGAUGAAGUUCUUGAAGCAGCGUUCAAUACCCCGCGAGAUAGAUUGGAGAGACUCUUUGGGCAACAAAGUAAAGGAGAGAUCAUAAGAGCAUCCGAAGAACAAAUCGAGGCAUUAAGCAAAUCAAGCCGAGGCGGCGGCGGCGGCGGCGGAGAACGGCCUUUCGAGCAAUCGAGAAAGCCGUUCAAUGUCUUGAACAAGCGACCGUCCUACGCGAACAACCAUGGCCAACUCUAUGAAGUAAAUGCUAACGACUACCGACAAUUCCAAGACCCCAAUGUGGAUGUAUCCAUCGCUAAUAUAAGCCAAGGAUCAAUGAUGGCACCAAACUACAACUCAAGGGCAAUCAAGAUUGCAUUUGUUGUGCAAGGGAGCGGAUACAUGGAAAUGGCGUGUCCUCACAUCUCGAAGCAAAAAGGAUCGAGAAGACGAGGAGGCGGCGAAAGCGAAGAAGAGCGGGAGAAGGAAGGCGAAGAAGAACAAGAAGAAGGCCCGCGGUAUCAGCUCGUUAAGUCAGAGGUCUGCCGCGGAUCGGUCUUCGUGAUCCCUCCCGGCCACCCGGUAGUCGCUGUCGCCUCCCCGAAUGAGAACCUCCAGGUUCUCUGCUUUGGCAUCAGGGCAGAGAACAAUGAGAAGUUCUUCCUUGCAGGGAGAAAUAAUAUACUAAAGAAGAUGGAGAAGGAGGCUAAGGAGCUCGCAUUCGACGUGGCAGCGAGAGAAGUGGACGAGGUCUUCAACGCGCAGCAAGAGUCGGCCUUUUUCCCUGGACCGAACCAACGUGGCGGCGGCGGCGGUCGCGGUCGCGGCUCAACCAGUUUCUGA